UCUCUAGCGCAUACAGAAUUUGCAACGCCGCAGAAAACAGGAAAAAAGUUAGCCUUCCGUGGUUUAUUUACCGACGAAUUGCCUAAAGUUAAUAUAUAUUUAGGUUUAAAGUGAAAAUAGUGACAUAGUCACGAGAAAAAGUUCUCAGGCAGCCCCAUUAUUGCAAGAGCAUAACGCACCCGCUCAUGAGUAGUCAUAGAGACGGACCCGGAGCUGAACUCGAUCGCAUCACAGUUAAAAUCCACAACAUGAAACGUAGCGCCUCGCGCUCCCCAGGCCCUGGACCAGGCCGAGGCAACAUGCCUCCCAGGAACUCCAGGAGCAUGGGACGUGGCUACGACAACGGCAGCGGAGUGCCGGGCGACUCGCCCGAGCGCAUCUCACCGGAGCGCAUGCGACGCCGCUUGGAUCGUUCGCCGAGUCCACGUGGCCGCUACGGAUCGCCGCAUCGGGAGCAGUACAUGCGUGGGCCUCCGUCUGCCGAACGUCCUGCCGCGUACAAGGUUUUGUGUGUGAGUGCACUUCCCCCCAAGGCACCAGACGAGUUCGUCGAGGAGACGCUGUACCGCGAGUACAAGAAAUUCGGGGACUUUAGUGUGCGCAUCGCGCACGAUCUCGACGAGCGGGUGGCAUAUGUGUGCUUCCGCACACCCGACGAUGCUCGUGAGGCGAAGCAUCACAAGCCGCGCCUGAUCAUCUACGACAAAAUGGUGAUGGUGGAGCCAGUGUACAAGUCGAUACCCCGUCCUGACUACAGACCUCGCGGACACUCUAUAUCGCCGCCGGACUACGAACGUUAUCACUACUCGCGCUCGCCCAUGGGGCCAGGCGGUCCCAUCGACCACCGCCGGCCUCCGAUUGAUCCGUACGAUCGUUACGGUCCACCACAUAUGCAUCCGCAUGCGGUGCAUCCACGCGAGUACCGUCCCAUGCACCACGAGUAUCCUCAUCCCCCGCGCGGUCCCCCGAUGCACCGUGGCCAUCCGCAUCAUCUGCAUGGCCAUCCACCGCCCCAUCAGUAUGCCCCCAUGAGGCCCAUGGCACCGCGGGCACCGCACGUUCCGUAUGAGAAGCCGGAGAGCAAAAAGGACAAGUUUCCCAACUAUCUGCACCACGUGCAGCCCGAGGAUGAUCCGCUCUCGACGCGCACUCUGUUCGCCGGCAACCUGGAGGUGACCAUUGCCGACGAUGAGCUGCGUCGCAUCUUCAGCAAGUACGGCGUGGUCGAUGACAUCGAUAUAAAGCGGCCACCGCCUGGCACCGGCAACGCGUUCGCCUUUGUGCGCUACCAGAAUCUUGACAUGGCUCAUCGGGCCAAAAUCGAACUAUCCGGACAGUACAUUGGCAAGUUCCAGUGCAAGAUUGGCUACGGCAAAGUGACGCCAGCUACACGCAUGUGGAUCGGCGGACUGGGUGCCUGGACGUCGGUGACACAGAUUGAGCGUGAAUUCGACCGCUUCGGUGCCAUCAAGAAGAUUGAGUAUCAAAAGGGCGAGCCCUACGCGUACAUACAGUACGAGACGGUGGAGGCAGCCACCGCAGCGGUCAAGGAGAUGCGCGGCUUCCCCCUGGGCGGUCCGGAGCGCAGGCUGCGCACUGACUUUGCAGAGCUGCCGGGCGCAACACCAGCGGCACCGUUCAAGACCUCCAAGCCACCAUACGAUGAGAGUGCACUGGAGUAUCGACGCCCAGAGUAUGAUCCCUACUACGAGGAGGCACCUGUAUAUGCUCCUCGGGGCGGCUAUUCGCCCUAUCCGCCGCGUGGCGGUUACCGCGGUCGUGGUGGCUAUCGCGGACGUGGUCGCGGCAUGUAUCACUAUCACAAUGAUGUGCACAGGCCUCCACACCCUGGCUCGCUGGGCGGUGGGCCAUCGUCGGUGCCGCCGCCAGGCGGAGUGGAUGAUGAGUGGCGUCGUCCACCGGGCGAGUCUUACGAUCGGACAGCGCGUUCCAUUUCACGCGAACCGGGCGUUGAGCGUUCCCGCUCCCGUUCGCCCCUCAAGCGCGGCCGUUCUCCAGGCUCCGACUCGGACACAUCGACGCGACGCAACGAUGCACUCGGCACUGCCACCACAGUACCAGAAGUGGCACGCAAGUGCGGCACUGUGUGGACGGGAGCCCUGAUCCUUAAGAGCUCCCUCUUCCCCGCCAAGUUCCAUUUGACAGACGGCGACACGGACAUCGUAGAGUCUCUGAUGCGGGACGAGGAGGGCAAGCACAACCUACGCAUCACCCAGAGACUGCGCCUAGAUCCUCCCAAGCUGGAUGAUGUGCAGAAGCGCAUCGCCUCCUCAUCGGCGCAUGCCAUCUUCAUGGGUCUGGCCGGAUCCACGGUAGACACCAAUUGCGAUGACACAAGCGUUCAGACGCGCCCACUGCGCAACCUUGUGUCCUACCUUAAGCAAAAGGAGGCGGCUGGUGUGAUCUCCUUGCUGAACAAGGAGACGGAGGCGACGGGAGUUUUGUAUGCCUUCCCCCCCUGUGACUUUUCCACAGAGCUACUGAAGCGCACGUGCGUCAGCCUCACCGAAGAGGCCCUCAAGGAGGAUCAUCUCGUCAUUGUUGUGGUGCGCGGUGGAACGGCCUAAGUUGGGUGGGGCAGGGAUGGGGAGGAGAGCGAAAGUGCUGGACAAACUGCGAGGUAAAAGCUAUCCACAGGGCUCUUUGGAGAGAUCUCCCCGCCACAAUGUAACUAUUAAGUAGAGAACCUAUUGUAACAAAGAGCCCCCUAAAUGGGGGAGACAACAUACACGCAUGGGUCGUGUAUGUGGUGGACACGAGACAUCCUAGACAUCACACAUCCAUACACAUAAAACACAUUCGACUCUCACUUAGCCAUAGAAAAAUGUAACGCACCCAUGCACC
Molecule: messenger RNA, 2865 nt
Organism: Drosophila obscura
Lineage: Eukaryota; Metazoa; Arthropoda; Insecta; Diptera; Drosophilidae
Gene: nito
Product: RNA-binding protein spenito
Exons: 3
Coding region: 186-2588 (800 amino acids)
Biological process (GO): regulation of alternative mRNA splicing, via spliceosome
Cellular component (GO): nucleus
Molecular function (GO): mRNA binding
Source: RefSeq, a predicted model, not a curated record